UGCUGGAUUAUCCAUACACAAGUUAACUAUCUCAUUCUUGCAAGUCCCCCGAACGGAAUUUUUGCUCCCCCAACGGAACACUAGUUAAUUUUACGCUGAAAGAAACCGGGAUAUUUCAUGUUCUAGAAAAGAAAUCGAUCAAAUUUGCAUCAUAUCAAAAUAUUCCUUGGAUCCUUCACUCUUUAUGACAUUGGGAAAAUCAGAAUCAGGGUUCCAACCUAAACCUGAAUUAUUCCAAUUUCGUCUUGAUGAAAAUAUAUGGCACGUACACCAAUGAGCUCAACUCUAUGGUCAUGGAUGCCCCAUCACCGGCCAUGGUAAGUAUGUAAGUAUAAUAGCCAUUAGUGUACCUAUCACAUGGGGGGGGCGGCAAUAAAUAAGAACAGGAAUUACAUACUAUGAUUUUCCUUUCACCUUCAUGAUAAAACCACAAACCAGGUUAUUCCAAGACCUUCCCAGUAACUAAUGGGUUCCAAAAUUGUGAUAUGAUGAUAUCAUCGUGAGCCAUUGUUGAGGCACCUCAGACGGAGAACUGACUGAUUUUGUAUGCGAUAUAUUCCUUCGGUUCUAAUUAGUGGUCGUCUUUUUCGCUUUUUUUCUCUUGAUGCUUGGCCCAAAUUGGCCAAAACAACUCGACCCAUACAACCUGAAGGAUCUUUUGAUGUAAUAAGGCACGCGCCAAUAAAUAGUAUCAGAGCUCAUAACUGCAUGAAAUAAUGGCAUCAAACCGGCAUUUCGACAUUGUUCUUCUCGGCGCGACGGGAUACACAGGGAAGCUAUGCGCCGAACAUAUUGUUCAGAAUCUUCCCACGAACCUGAAGUGGGCAAUUGCUGGACGGUCUACAGGAAAACUCAGCGCCCUCGCGGAGGAACUGCUCAAAAUUAACCCCGAGCGCAAAGGACCGGAGAUCGUGACUGUGCAACUACAGGCUGCAGAGUUAAAUCAACUUGCUAAACGGACUCGAGUCCUUCUUAACUGUGUCGGGCCGUAUCAUCUGUACUCGACGCCCGUCGUGGAAGCUUGUGCGAACAAUGGCACUCAUUAUCUUGAUGUGACUGGCGAGAUGCCCUGGGUUAAGGAGAUGAUCGAGAAAUAUCAUGAAAAAGCCAAGGAGACGGGGGCAAUAAUAAUAUCAGCAGACGGACUUGAAUGCGCUCCCACAGAUCUAUUGACUUGGGCGCUCGUCAAACAUAUCAAGGAUAAAUUCUCUGUCCACACUAAGGAAGUCAUUAGUUCUAUAUACGAACUGAAAACCGCGGGAGCGAGUGGUGGAACCCUCUCAACCGUCAUAGGCAUGAUGGGUAGUGUGCCUCUGAAGGAACUAUUCAAGGCACAGAACCCAUAUUACCUCUCCGCCAGCCGACCUAAAACACCCUAUUCUCCGCCCCUUCUCCAGAAACUUCUCGGCGUCCGCAUAGUGCCUGAUCUAGGUACGAUGACCAGCUAUGUCACAGAUCAUUGCGACAUCGCCAUCGUUCAUCGCAGCAGCUCCCUAAUGCCAGACCUAUACGGGCCGGACUUCCGCUUCGAAGCUUUCGCGGCCGUUCGCAAUGUCCUAGUCGGAGUCGUCCUGCACCUUUCCGUCAUAUUUGGAAUGCUGGCCCUGACAUUGCCGCCCGUGCGCUGGCUGGUGAGUAAACUCAUCUAUGCACCGGGCGAAGGGCCGGCUAAGAAGAACACUACGGGUAACCGGAUUGAGUAUCGAGCCCUGGCAACUGCCCAACAUAAAUCUCCUGAAGGGAAACCCAUCAAAGUGCUUGGGACGUACAAGACUAAUGGGGAUGCGUAUUGGAUGACGGGAGUGUUGCUUGCAGAGUCGGCUAUGGUUCUGUUGAAGAGUAAGCGGAUUUCACAGGAGGUUAAAGGUGGGUAUUUGACGCCUGCGAUAUUGGGGCAGGAGUACAUUGAUCGGUUGGAGAAGAUUGGGAUUACGAUUGAGACGAAUGUAUUGGAGGGUUGAGGAGAGGACAUUUGUAUGUCGUUCCUUUUUUUCUCUUUUCAAGGAAUCUUCACAGCUCGACUCAUGCCCAGCUAGUAUUGAUAACAUAAUUCGGAGUGCUUUAGGAAGUGGCAUCUUCCGGACUUCUACUGCUUGUUAUCUUUCCUUAUAUAUGCAUAUACAUAUAUGCACAUUGAUAAAUACAACAUCUGAGGAUCAUAGUAAAUUAUAUGAUAAUUACAUCAGGUUGUGGGGACAGUUUUAUUGUUCUUCGUUUUCUUUAGCACCCGGGCUGUUCCACAAAUUAUCCCUGCUUGUUGACUUCAGAGCUGAAGUUCAACUGAAGGCUCUGGGAUAGGACGGAGUUUCCCAGCUGAAGGCAGCCCCCAUUAAAGGAUAACGAUAUAUGAAGAGCAAGCAUCAUCAACAGAAACCGGGAACGUGCCAAGGAAUAUGUCAGCAUCAGCUAAUCAUAUGGCCGCCUGAGGGUGAAAAGGGAUCAGUCGCCAGCGGAGUCUCCUCUAAGUCCCUCGACAGAGAAGUAUUUAUCUAACACAAUACAAACUAUAGCACACGAAUGCACAAUGGCCGGGUGAAAGCCAACGACCUAAGCAACCACCUGCCGUUACUCGUACCAAUCCACCUCUGAUGAACAUUUCAAGGUGUUUACAAUUUGCUCUUCCCACCAAACACCACCGCCUCCAUCCAUUUGCUAAUGGCCUCAUUACAUUCCGUUGACGCUUGCCAGAGUGCCCAAUGGCCCGCCGUAACCUCCGCCGUGGUGAGGUUAGGCAAGUACUUGCUCAUGUUACGAGAUAGAGCAGGGCGGAGGGCUUCAUCUUGAGUUGCAAGGAUAAACAGGACAGGGAUGUCCAGCUUGCGGCCCAGAAGGCUAAGGUCAUCCUUGUAGUUUUGCUCGCGUGUGCGGUACCAGUUUACUAGUUGAUUCGUCAGGUUUAAUUGUGAAGUUAACAAGGCAGAAAGUUUCAAAGCAGGUAGACUCACAUGGACCGUGAACACCAUUUCUUGCAUACUCAUCGACGUAGUAGUUCAGCUCCUACCAUAAGAUUGUCAGUGAGACAUUACUCUGUCAACUUUAACAAAAACAAAGAUGUGUGCGCAUAGGUUUACUGGACGAUGCCAAAUAUAAACAAGUUCAAGAUAAGGUGGGAGGCGCAUACCUCUUCACUUAUCACCUUCGACCUCUGCAAGUGCUGGAACUUAUCCAACAAAACCCCGUUAAAUACAUCAAACCCGAACUCACCCGUGGGGGUCCUUCCCCCAUAUAACGAUAGCAAAAAUUGCCUUAUAUCCCUCUUACUCUUGAUUUUCUUCUCUAGCUCCCCGCUGACGAACUGCAACUGAUAUCCGAAAUAGGGGAGCCUUGUUUUGAUGAGAGUCUCGAGGGGGAUGUACUCUUUUGUUGGAGGGCUGUAAGGAGUGCAGACUGAAAAGAGGUGGGUAACAAACCCCGGAUGGUAUAGGGCAAUGCGAUAUAUGGCAGAUCCGCCCCUGGACCUCAGCGUUAGACAGCUCUAUAGAGACAGACCGCAUAAUGGAUUGACGAUGCGUGGAGCUGAACAGCUCCUUAAUUAAAAGUCACAGCAGAGCUUUCGAAGACGGCAUUUGAUACCCAUGGCGUGAUCGAAAUUUAAGGGAAUCGUUACGUGUGUUGUACAUACCAAUCGUGCCCUCCAAGGACAAUUUGAGAGGUGCCCAGCUGGCGUGCGAGCUCCUUCAUAUCAUCUGCGCACUGCUUGAAUCCAUAUCGCGCGGCCGAUUCUUCCGAAAACUCUGGAGCUUCCUAGGUUUUAAAGACAAAAAUUUGAGCCAUUUUCCAAUUCCGCAAUCAAUUCCAGCACUGGGAAACCACGGCCUUUUCAGAGAAUAAGGGAAACGUACCGUCCUUCCAUAUCCCAUGCAGUCAGGAGCAACAACUCGAAAGCCCAGCUUUGUCAAGGCAGGAAUCUGGUACCGCCAUCCCAUCGAUAUAUCGGGAAAGCCAUGGAUCUGGGAGGAUUAGCACACGCUGCUUUCUGUUCUAAACUUGCUAUUGAGCUAUGGAUAUCAAAAUAGACAAAAAAGCACCCGAGAAAGUGAACCAAAACAAGAGAUAGGAUUGGGAGAUAUUCGUAUCAAGGAGUUGCAAAUGAAAUGUGAUUUCUACUCAAAAUGGAACACUUGUUCAAGCUCAUAGGCUAUCGCAUAAACUUCAAGAAGGGGUAGAACUAGCUUCCAGGAAGAGGGGAAUUGGAACAUACCAAGAAAACUGUAGCUUUGUACUUCCCCCCUUCGGGCAGACUCAAAAGAUAUCCUGUUCCCGAGUCAGAUCAAGAGCGGGAAAAGGUAACGACACUGAUGUGCAAAGACGUGGUUGGGAAUCAUCUCUGUCUCCUUGCCCUUCCCAUCCGAACAAGGAGAGAGUCUCAGACUAAAUAUUCAUACCGUAAGUUGUUCCAUUUAACACUGCGGUGCAGUGCCGAAUUCUUGAAUCUCCGGUGACAGAUAUUUUGUCCGCCAUGGUGUAGGGAGGGUUCAAAAUAAUGGACAGGAUUGAACCAGUAGCCGCGAUUAAAUUGGGUACUGGAAUUUCUCUGCUAAACCUGUUCAAUCCUAUUGCUAUUGCCAGCUCUCUGGAUUACCUAGAUUAUAUUAUAUGUAUAUGGAAACACUCAGCUUCACGGCGUCCCUGUCCUGA
Blastomyces gilchristii SLH14081 is the source of this 4638-nucleotide messenger RNA. RefSeq names its product saccharopine dehydrogenase. NCBI's taxonomy places the organism in Eukaryota, Fungi, Ascomycota, Eurotiomycetes, Onygenales, Ajellomycetaceae. The transcript is spliced from 5 exons. Gene Ontology annotation, cellular component: mitochondrion; plasma membrane; lipid droplet. The record is from RefSeq and is a predicted model, not a curated record. Gene Ontology annotation, biological process: glycolipid biosynthetic process. The coding region runs from base 717 to 1961 and encodes 414 amino acids.